Heterostelium album PN500 is the source of this 1182-nucleotide messenger RNA. Its product is annotated as DMT family transporter. Gene Ontology annotation, cellular component: membrane. NCBI's taxonomy places the organism in Eukaryota, Evosea, Eumycetozoa, Acytosteliales, Acytosteliaceae. The transcript is spliced from 4 exons. Bases 1 to 1182 code for a protein of 393 amino acids. The record is from RefSeq and is a predicted model, not a curated record.
AUGUUGUUGGUAACUACGUUAAAUAUUCUAGAUUUAGAUAAGAAAAUGAUAUCAAAUGAGCGAUUUAUAAAACCAGAAAAAGAUACAAAUACACUGUUACAUUCUUUAGUUACAGAUUCACAAUCAAAUUCAGAUAUCGAAUUGCAGGAGACUACUUUCGAAUUCAACCAAUUAGGUUUAGAAAAAGAUACAGAUAAUAAUAAUAAUAAUAAUGAUAAAAAGUAUCAACAAGCUAAAGUACAAGAAGAGUUUGAAAUUGAUAUACCAAUAGUUAAAACAUCUAUUUUAGAGAUUAUUAAAUCUAGAUUAGGUUUUAUUUUAAUAGUUACCUCUGCAUUUUUCUAUAGUAUCUACUCCUUGAUGGUAGGUGUAGUAAUAAGAAGUGGGAUGCAUUUUUUAGAAGCCAUUCUUUUAAGAAGUGCUAUUGGUUUGAUAGGUGGAAUCAUAUUCUUACUUUUGAUUGGUGAGAAUCCACUUGGAGACAAAUCAAAACGAUUGAUUUUGGUAUUCAGAGGAUUAUCCUCUACCUCUAGUGCAGUAUGUGUCUUCUAUACCAUAAGUGUACUACCUCUGGGUGACGCUAUUGCAAUGAGUUGUUCAACUCUUUUGUUUACUGGAGUUCUUGGAUCAACAAUUCUAAAAGAAAAAUGGACAACAAUCAAUUCAAUAUGUACAAUUUUAAGUAUUGUUGGUGUUAUUAUCAUUUCGAAACCAUCAUUUAUUUUUGGAAACAAUGUUAAUGAUGAAUCAAUAUCUCAAGCAAAGAGAAUAUUAUUUACUUUAAUAGGUGUUUUAGGAGCAUUCUUUCAAAGUGUAUCAAAUGUAUUUUCAAGAAAGAUCGGAAAAGAUACAAAUCCAUUUGUAUUAGUUGUAUAUUAUCAAUCAAUUGUAGUAGUAAGUAUCUUACCCGUAUGUUUAUUUUUAAAUAUACUUAGAGCUCCAUCAUUAAAUCAAUGGCUUUAUCUUCUUGGUAUGGGCGUAUUGGGUUUCAUUUUCCAAGGAAUGGGAAAUAGAGCUUUCCAAAUUGAAAAUGUUGCAAAAGUUUCUCCACUUAACUACACUCAAAUUAUAUUUACAUACAUUAUGCAAAUAUUAUUUUUUAAAGAAAGUCCUGAUAUCUUUUCAAUAUUUGGCUCAAUUUGUAUCAUUUUAUGUGCUGUUAUAACAGCAAUUAAAAAUUAA